Messenger RNA from Empidonax traillii (willow flycatcher), 2889 nucleotides. It is a transcript of the gene LRFN1, whose product is annotated as leucine rich repeat and fibronectin type III domain containing 1. The transcript has 4 exons. Bases 196 to 1761 code for a protein of 521 amino acids. Gene Ontology annotation, molecular function: protein binding. The record is from RefSeq and is a predicted model, not a curated record. Lineage: Eukaryota; Metazoa; Chordata; Aves; Passeriformes; Tyrannidae.
GCCCCCUCGGAACCCCCCCGGAGCCUCCCCGGUGCCCUCCCCGUGGCCCCCCAUGGCCCCCCGGUAGGGCGAGGCCCGACCAUCCAUCCCCCCCCGGAGCAGUGAUGGGAACGUCCGUGGGCUGAGCCCCCCCAGCCCCGCGGUGACGCCCAGACGGGACCAACAUGGAGCCCUGAGAGGAGGCGCCGCCGUGGGAUGGCGAAGCUGCUGGUGCCGCUGGUGGUGCUGGGGGCGGUGGCGGGCGGGGCCCCCCCGGCCGCCCCCCGGUGCCCCCCGCGCUGCCUGUGCCCGGCGGCGGCGCCGAGCCCGACGCUGCUCUGCGCCCGCACGGGGCUGCUGGCGGUGCCGCCCAGCCUGGACCGGGGGGCCGUGGAGCUGCGCUUGGCCGACAACUUCAUCGGCGCCGUGGGCCGUGCCGACUUCGCCAACAUGAGCUCGCUGGUGCACCUGACGCUGUCGCGGAACGGGCUGCGCCGCCUGGCCCCCGGCGCCUUCGCCGACCUGCGCGCCCUGCGCGCGCUGCACCUCGAUGGCAACCGGCUGCCGGCGCUCAGCGGGCCCCAGCUCCGCGGGCUGGCCAGCCUGCGCCACCUCAUCCUGGCCAACAACCAGCUGGCCACCAUUGACGCCGCCGCCUUCGCCGCCUUCGCCGCCACCGUGGAGGACCUGGACCUGUCGCACAACAACCUGCCGGCGCUGCCCUGGGACGCCGUGGCCGCCAUGGCCAGCCUGGCCACGCUCACAUUGGACCACAACCUGCUGGAGCGAGUGCCGGCGGGCGCCGUUGCGCGGCUGCCGCGGCUGGCGCGGCUCGACCUCACGGCCAACCGGCUGCGGGCGCUGCCGCCCGUGCCGGGGCCGCCGGGGCCGGCGCUGGCGGCCGGGGGGAACCCCUUGCACUGCAACUGUGAGCUGCUGUGGCUGAGGCGUGUGGCGCAGCCAGGACGCCUGGAGACCUGCGCCACUCCGGCGCCGCUGGCCGGGCGACUGCUGGGCGCCGUGCCCGAGGAGGAGCUCACGUGCCGGGCUCCCGCCGUCACCGCCGCAGCCGCCCACCCACCCGCCGUCACCGAGGGGCAGCCGCUGCGCCUGGGCUGCGCUGCCGUCGGGGACCCCCCACCCGCGCUACACUGGCUGGGCCCCGAUGGGCGCGUGGUGCACAAUGGCUCUCGGCGCUCCGUGGGCGCCGACGGCUCCCUGGAGCUGCGCGUGGCCACCCUGCGCGACCACGGCGGCUUCACCUGCGUGGCUGCCAAUGCCGCGGGAGAGGCGGCCGCACGCGUCGACGUCGUGGUGGUGCCGCUGCCAGUGCCGCGCAGGGAGCGCGAUGGAGACGACCCUGAGCUCGGGCCCGGCCCCUCUGACAUGGCCAGGGCAGGGGGCAACGAGACCUUUGGGGGGGGGGUGCCCGGGGAGCGGCGGGUGGUGGCGGCCGAGGUGACGGGGUCCUCGGCGCGCAUCCGGUGGCUCCCCCAGCGCCACGUGCCCGGAGUCCGGAUGGUGCAGAUCCAGUACAACAGCUCGGCCGACGACGCCCUCGUCUACAGGUGGGGGCUCCUGCGGGGAGGGGGGGGCCCCGGGGGUGGUCCUGGGCUCGGAGGGUCCCGGGCGUUGUUCCCCAGCCACAGUUACCCCCGGCGAGCGCGCCCCCGACGCCACGGCUCCCUCCCGCGGCUGGACGCGCCCGAGGGUACUCCCCUGGGGCCCCCCCUGCGCCCCUCCUUCGGCAGCACCCACUGGAUGCUGGAGAGCACCGUGUGACGGGGAGGGGGGGCGGUUGGACCCCCGCCGGGACCAACCCCCGCCCCUCGUUCGGCAGCAGCCACCUGCUGGGGGGCGGUGGGGGCAAAAGGGGGCUAUGGGGGUGCUGCGGUGGCUCGGGUCGACCCCCAGGGUGUCCUGGUGCAGCUCUGGGUGCUCCUGGGGACCCCCGGGUGGUCCUGGGUGACCAAAGGCGCCCCUGGGUGCUCGUAGGGACCCUGGGGGCGGCCCUGGAGACCCCUCAGGUGCUCCUGGGAGUCCCAACGCCCCCCCGGUGCACCCUUGGGUGCCCGCAUGCAGCCCCGGCCCCCCCGGGGACCCCAUGUGCCAUCGGGACCCCGCAAGUGUCCCCUGGACCCCCCUCCCGCCCUGGGGGCACCUGUAUGCAACCUUGACCCCCCCGUGGGCACCCGGGGGGGGACCCACACCUGGGACUUGUGUGCGCCCCGACACGCGAGGGGUAGUCUGGAAACUUGUUCCCCCUGCCCCCUCCAAGCCCGGGGCAGGACAGCCCCCGGGAAUCUGUGACAAGCGUGUGCCCCCCCCUCCCCCCCCAUUCCUCCACACAGGACACACACCUGGGACAUGUGUGUGCGCCCUAAAAUGUGUGUGCCCCCCCAAGACACGCGUGGAGGGGGUGUCCCCGGAACUCGCGUGUGCCCCCCCUCCCAGCCACGCGUGUGCCCGGCGUGCCCCCCCCGCGGUGCCUUCGGCCGGGCCGGCGGGGCCAGGGGGGCCCCGCACACGCCACUGACAUGUCUGCACAGAUGACACGAGACCCGCAGCCCCCCAAACCCCCCCCGGGGAGGGGGCAAAGGGGGGGGCUCCCAGGAGGCCUGGGCCCCCUCCCCGAUGUGUCCCUUUCCCUCCCCCCCGUGGCCUCUGAACCCCCUCAACUCGGCCCGGGGGCUCCUAUCUGGCUGGUCUGGAUAACCCUGGGGGGGCCCCCCCAGCCCCCCCAUUCUCAUUUCCCCCUUUCCUCGCUGCCCCAACCUUCCCCCCUGUUUGCCCGCCCCCUCCGAAAACCACCACCCCCAGUUUACCCCUGCCAGCCGCCCCCCCGGCCCCCCCCGCAGUGUUUAACACGAGUUUUUACAUUAAAAACCUGUGGCCCCCCCGGGGCAGAAA